AUGCACUAUCACCUGCGGCACAUUUUACGUGUCUCUGUUACUGCUCUGCUCUGCUCAAGCGAUGUCGUCGUCGUCGCAGCGAGUAGUUCACCGUCGAGCACCGCCAACUUUUCCGCCUUUGUAGACUCGCAGGUUCUCACCAAUCCUUUCCCUUACUACUAUCCGCAAGAAAAUGCCACGGCCGCCCAGCUCUUCGCCAUGCCCGCUUGCAAAGGCGUGGUUAUAGAGGAUGCGACUCUCGACGAGCUGCAGCAAUACUUGUCCAACGGCACCCUGACCAGCGUGGAUCUGGUCCACUGCUACCAGCAACGCUCUUUCCAGACAGGCGAGUACAUCAACUCCGUCCUCGAAAUGAAUCCAGAUGCGCUCUCCAUCGCCGCCACGUUGGAUGAAUACCGAAAGCAAGGUUUCAACUCUACGUCUCCACUGUAUGGAAUUCCGUUCCUCGUCAAAGACAACUUCGCCUCCAAGGAUAAAUUGCAGACCUGUGCGGGAUCCUGGGCCCUACAGGGAAACAUUGUGCCUCGCGACGCAUUCGUUGUGCGCAAGCUGCGCGAAGCUGGUGCAAUCCUCAUGGGCAAAUCGACACUGAGCGAGUGGGCCGACAUGCGGACCAGCAACUACUCCGAAGGAUAUUCUGCUCGCGGUGGACAAGCGCGGAACUCGUACAAUUUCACUGUCAAUCCUGGUGGGAGCAGCACCGGGAGCGCCAUCGCAGUGGCGAACAAUGUCAUCCCAUUCGCGCUGGGCACGGAGACCGAUGGCAGCGUCAUUAACCCAGCCGAGCGUAAUGCUAUAGUAGGCAUCAAGCCGACAGUCGGCCUGACGUCGCGGGCGGGCGUGAUACCAAUCACGUCCCAUAUGGACACGGUCGGCACGUUCGGCAAGACGGUGCGAGAUGCUGUUUACGUCUUGGACGCCAUCUACGGCGUAGAUGCGCGUGAUAAUUAUACGUCUGCACAGACGGGCAAAACGCCUAAAGGUGGCUACGUGAGCUCGCUCGCAGGAAAAGAAGCUCUCAAGGGGGCGCGGUUCGGCAUUCCGUGGCUGUCUUUCUGGCAAUGGGCCGAUCAAGAACAACUUGACAACUUGCUGAACAUUGUAGAAAUUCUCAAGGAUGCUGGCGCGACUAUUGUCAACGGAACAGAGUUGCCAUAUUGGCAGACGAUCGUGUCGCCAAACGGAUGGAACUGGGACUACGGCAGCACGCGUGGCUACCCAAACGAGUCGGAGUUCUCGUAUGUCAAAGUGGACUUCUACAACGACAUCAAGACCUAUCUUGCGGAGUUGACCAACACGGACAUGCAUUCGCUCGAGGACCUUGUGCAGUACAACAUCGAUAACCUGGGCACUGAAGGGGGCACACCCGGUAUCCAACCAGCCUGGGGCUCUGGGCAAGACCAAUUCCUCGACUCUCUCGCCACAAAGGGAAUCAUGAACUCCACCUACUGGGAGGCAUUAUCGUUCUGCCAUCGCACAACGCGCGAGGAUGGCAUCGACGCUGCUCUCGCGGCCAACGGCAGCGCGGUCGAUGCACUGCUUGCCCCACCUGACAACGCUCAGAGUUACCAGAUUGCUGCCCAGGCAGGAUACCCUGUCGUCACGAUCCCGGCAUGGGUCCAUUCGCUCAGCGGGAUGCCAUACGGCUUCUCCUUCAUGGGAACAGCGUUUAGCGAAGCGAUCUUGAUUCGCUAUGCGAGUGCAACUGAAGACCUCUUGAUCUCGAGCGGGUCGAAGUACCAGAGGGCGAAUACGAAGCCGCAGUGGGAAGGAUAUUUGUUGAGGAACUUGCCGUUGGCCAAUCAGUGCUUUGGUUGUUAG
Messenger RNA from Zasmidium cellare ATCC 36951, 1821 nucleotides. RefSeq lists its product as uncharacterized. NCBI's taxonomy places the organism in Eukaryota, Fungi, Ascomycota, Dothideomycetes, Mycosphaerellales, Mycosphaerellaceae. The coding region runs from base 1 to 1821 and encodes 606 amino acids. The transcript has 3 exons. The record is from RefSeq and is a predicted model, not a curated record.